This is a messenger RNA of Caenorhabditis elegans, 1053 nucleotides long. It is a transcript of the gene dpy-14, whose product is annotated as Nematode cuticle collagen N-terminal domain-containing protein. The record is from RefSeq and is marked reviewed. The transcript is spliced from 4 exons. Gene Ontology annotation, molecular function: structural constituent of cuticle. NCBI's taxonomy places the organism in Eukaryota, Metazoa, Nematoda, Chromadorea, Rhabditida, Rhabditidae. Bases 35 to 1003 code for a protein of 322 amino acids.
GGGAAAGAGUAAGAUUCCUUUUUCUUCAAUCAAAAUGGACGGAAAGGAUCAACAUUGCCACGCUCGUCGUAUUGCCAUCGCAGCAAUUAUUGUCUCAACAUGUGCUGUUGUGAGCUCAUUGGUUGCUCUUCCAAUGAUCUACAAUAUGGUUAUCAGUAUUCAAAGUGAAAUCUCUCAGGAAACUGGUUUCUGUAUGAUGCGUUCCCGUGACAUGCUUGUUAACAUGUAUUCAACUGCUGGAAAGAGUGGAUAUCGUGCAAAGCGUGCUUGGCAAUUCGGAUCAUGGGUUCAAGAUUCUGGAGUCGGAGGUGGAGCCGGUGGAUACGGUAGUGGACCAGCUGAUAGUGGAUAUGGUGCACAAGGAACCAACAAUGGAUAUGGACCAGUUGUUAAUGCUGAACCAGAACCACAAUGUUGUACAUGCCAACAAGGAAAGGCUGGACCACCAGGACCACCAGGAGAUGAUGGAAAGGACGGAAAUGAUGGAUCAGCUGGAAAUGAUGCUAAGAAUGGAAAGGAUGGAGGUGUUGGACCAUCUGAUGGACUUCAAUCUGAACCAUGCAUGAUCUGCCCACCAGGUGCACAAGGACUUGGAGGUGCUCCAGGAGCCAAGGGACCACAAGGACCACGUGGAUCACCAGGACUUUCCGGUGUUGAUGGAAGACGUGGAGAGCCAGGUAUGUCUGGACCAGCUGGAACUCAAGGAGAACCAGGACCACAAGGACCACCAGGAAAGAAGGGAGAUGAUGGAAGAGUUAUUAAUGUCAAUGGACCACCAGGAGCCGGAGGAGCCCCAGGACCACAAGGACGCAAGGGAGAACGUGGACCAAAGGGAGUUCCAGGAUCAGUUCAUCCAGGAGUUCAAGGACCAACUGGAGAUCAAGGAAGAAAAGGAAGAGCUGGAAGAAAGGGAGAAACUGGAGGACAAGGACCAAUUGGAUCAAAGGGACCAAAUGGAGAUUGCUUCCAUUGCCCAACUCCAAGAACUCCACCAGGCUAUUAAUUUCUCGUGGAUUCUGUGUUAUUUCAAUAAAUUAUUAUUUAUUCAAAAAA